Messenger RNA from Triticum turgidum subsp. durum (durum wheat), 1929 nucleotides. The record is from the annotation of a GenBank genome assembly. NCBI's taxonomy places the organism in Eukaryota, Viridiplantae, Streptophyta, Magnoliopsida, Poales, Poaceae.
AUGGCGGUGAACGGCGUGAGCAUCAACCUGGUGACCUUCAUGAGGGUGGUGAUGCAGCUGGACAACGCCAACGCCGCCAAGCACGUGAGCAACUGGUCCGGCACCACCUACGUCUUCUCCAUCGUCGGCGCCAUCAUCGCCGACUCCUACUGGGGAAGAUACAAGUCCUGCAUCAUCUUCCAGCUCAUCUUCCUCGCCGGGCUGGUGGAGCUCUCCAUAUCCUCCUAUUUCUUCCUGCACAACUUCAGCUGCAAAUCGGAAUCGGGUGACACCAAGACCUGCAGGACACCAUCGGCAGCGGAGAUAGCGAUAUUCUAUGCGGCCAUAUACAAGAUCGCGCUCGGGAACGGAGCCUACCAGCCCACAAACACGACGUUCGGCGCCGACCAGUUCGACGAGGAGCACACCAGGGAGAAGAGGUCCAAGACGGCCUUCUACGGCUACUUCUUCGUGGCCAACAACCUGGGCAGCCUGGUGGCCGUCACUUUUCUCACCUACAUGGAGGACCAGGGGAGCUGGGCGGCCGCCUUCGUGAUCUCGGCGGCGGCGGCUCUCCUCGGCCUCCUCCUGUUCGCCGCCGGGACCAAGAGGUUCAGGCACUUCAUGCCCUGCGGGAACCCUGCCGCGACCGUGGGAAAUGUCUUCGUCGCUGCGACGAAGAAGAGGCACCUCACCAUCCCAGCCCAAGUGGAAAAACUGUAUGAGUUGGAUGGAACUCACAGCGUCAAUGGGGGCAAGAAGAUUGCACACACACCAGGAUACAGGUUUUUGGACAAGGCGGCGGUGAUCGAGGACCCGUCCAUCCUUCUACCGGGCGAGCAGCCAGCAUCCAGGCCGCGGCGUCUCUACACGGUCACCCAAGUGGAGCAAGUGAAAUGCAUCCUUCGACUCAUUCCCAUAUGGCUCUGCAGCAUCAUCUACUCCACCACAUACUCGCAGAUGUCGUCGGUGUUCAUCGAGCAAGCACAGGCCAUGGACAACACCCUCAACAAGCUCACGAUCCCCGCCGCGGGCAUCGGCAUCUUCGAGAUCAUCGGCGUGACAUCGUUCGUCUUCAUCUACACGUUCUGCAUCGCCAAGCCGCUGUCGAGGCGCUCAAAGGAGCCCACCGAGCUGCAGAGGAUGGGCAUCGGGCUGGUGAUAUCGACGGCGGCGAUGAUCGCGGCGGCGCUGGUGGAGCGGCAGAGGCUGAAGCACGCGGAGCGGUACCGGCUGAGCGUGCUGUGGCAGAUCCCGCAGUACCUGCUGAUCGGGGCGUCGGAGGUGUUCAUCCGCAGCGGGGGCCAAGCCGGGUGGAUACCGCAGAACCUCAACCAGGGGCAUGUGGACAGGUUCUUCUUCCUCAUCGCCGCGCUCAACGCGGCCGACCUGGCCCUCUUCGUGCUGCUCGCCAAGAGGUACAGGGGGGUGGCGAAGCCCGCGGCGGCGGCGGUGGCGGCCGUCGGGCCGAUCAACAAGACCAUCUGCCCCAACGACGUCGUCGUCGUCUCGCCCGACGUCGGGGGCGUCGCCAGGGCGCGCGCCUUCGCCAAGAAGCUCUCCGACGCGCCCCUCGCCAUCGUCGACAAGCGGCGGCUGGGCCACAACCAGGCGGAGGUGAUGAACCUCAUCGGCGACGUGAGGGGGAAGGUGGCCGUGAUGGUGGACGACAUGAUCGACACGGCCGGGACGAUGCACAAGGGCGCCGAGCUGCUGCACAGGGAGGGGGCCAGGGCGGUGUACGCCUGCAGCACCCACGCCGUGCUCAGCCCGCCCGCCGUCGAGAGGCUCUCCGGCGGCCUCUUCCAGGAGGUGAUCAUCACCAACACCGUCCCGGUGCCGCCGGACCAGCGCUUCCCGCAGCUCACCGUGCUCUCCGUCGCCAACCUCCUCGGCGAGACCAUCUGGCGCGUCCACGACGACUGCUCCGUCAGCAGCAUCUUCCAAUGA